AUAGUCAAAAACUCUCCAAAUGUCAAACAACAAAAAAUUUCAUUUCGAUAAAUGAAAAUGCGAAGUCUAACGAUAAUAACUUUAGUUUUAAUUUAUAUAAUAUGUGAAAUUAAAUGUGAUAAUUUUGAUGUACUGAUAGAUGCAAAAGCAACGUCGAUUCAUCGUAUUGAUAGUCUCAAUUUAUUGAUCUAUUGUAGCUUAUUGGCACUUACGGUAUUAACUAUAUGGAUAUUUAAGUAUCGAAGAGUAUCGUGGCUCAACGAAACGGGAUUGGCUGUAAUUUAUGGGUUGAUAGUUGGUGCAAUAAUACGUUUUGCUGGUUCAUCGACUCCGAUAACACAUUUACCAGUGGAAGCGGAACGAUCCGCUAAAUACAAUGAAAGCUUACCACCUGACAGUUUAUGGCUGAAAUUUCCUGGAACACUCAAUGACACCAAUGCCACUCAAAAUCGAACUUAUGCUUACACAUUUCGGGGACAACUCAUUGGUAAUCACAUUAAUGAGAUCGAUUUGAAAGCAACUUUCGAUCCGGAAAUCUUCUUCAACAUCAUCUUGCCGCCAAUCAUUUUCUAUGCAGGUUACAGUUUAAAAAGAAAAUAUUUCUUUCGUAAUCUUGGAACAAUUUUAACUUUUGCUAUCAUUGGAACGACACUUUCGGCACUUCUCAUUGGUGGACUUAUGUAUGGCUUUGUGCAGCUAAUGUCAAAUCGAUCAAGUUUUACCUUCCUCGACACAUUAUACUUUGGCGCUUUAAUUUCACCAACAGAUCCACUGACAAUUCUCGCCAUUUUUAGUGAAAAGAAUGUCGAUGUGAAUCUUUAUGCACUCGUUUUUGGAGAGAGUGUUUUAAACGAUGCUGUGGCAAUUGUGUUAAGUGGCGCAAUUCAAAAUUACGGUGAACAUUAUUCACAAACAGGAGAUUUUGAGACACAUGCAUUUUUAAAAGCUGCGAAAGAUUUCUUCUGCGUAUUUUUCUUCUCUUUGGUUGUCGGAACAUCGAUGGGAUGUGCAACAUCAUUAAUGACAAAAUUCACAAAAGUUCGAGAAUUUCCACUUCUUGAAUCGGCUUUGUUUGUGUUAAUGUCGUACAGCACUUUUCUUAUCGCUGAAGUGUUUGAAUUGACUGGAGUGGUUGCAGUGCUGUUUUGUGGCAUUUGUCAAGCACAUUACACGUUCAACAAUCUUUCGGAAGAGUCAAGAACAAGAACGAAACAACUUUUUGAGCUUCUCAAUUUUCUAGCUGAAAACUUUAUCUUCUCUUACAUUGGUGUGUCGAUGUUUUCAUUUCCACGUCAUCAUUUUGAUGCAAUCUUCAUCAUAACUGGAUUUUUAUGUGCUUUAAUUGGACGAGCUGCAAAUGUUUAUCCACUUGCUUGGGUCAUCAAUCUUGGAAGGAAGCCAAAAAUGCCAUGGAACUUUCAACAUAUGUUGUUCUUUGCUGGUCUUCGUGGUGCAAUGAGCUUUGCUUUAGCGAUUAGAAAUACUGUCUCGGAUGCUAGACAAAUUAUGUUGACAUGUACAUCACUUAUUGUCAUCACGACAGUAAUCUUUCAAGGCGGCGCAGCAAACUUUUUCCUAAGUUGGUUGAAAAUACCAGUAAGAGUUGAAGAUGAAACAGACCAGUUAACAUAUCAGUCAGUGAGAAGUGAUGUUGAAAGCCCCGAUGGCAGUUCUGAUGUGCCAGGUCCAAGUAGUUCAUCAAAAAGAAACGAAAAAGCUUUACUUGCGAGAAUUUGGGGGAAUUUUGAUUCAAGAUACAUGAAGCCACUUCUGACAAAUUCUCGCCCAACACUUUUUGAGACGUUGCCAUCGUGCUGUGCACCAAUCGCAAGAAUACUCACUACAACCGAGCAGUUGAACCAAAGUGGACCAACAAGAAAAGUCGAUUCCGAUUCUGAUUUAUGUAUUGAUGAUCCAAGUGUGAAUGGAACGAGAAGAAAUUCAAUAAGUCGCAUUACCACAAGAAGCAACAAUUCACCAUCAGUUAUUUGAGUUUUAGAGGUUGACGAUAUUUGUAGGAAUAUCUGAUGUUUUGUUAUUGUUCUACAACCGUUAUUACCUUUCUCCUUUAUAUUUUUCUAGCAAAAUAUGCUAGAUAUACUUUACCAAAAGAUUUUUAAGACAAUAAGUUUGUUAUUAUUUUUAUGAUUUUAGUCUUAUCUUCUACCAUUUAUCAACAAAUUAUCAUUGAACUGUGAUUUGAGUUACAAAACAUUGUAAAUGUCUUUGCGAAUGUUUAUAAAACAUUGAAACAUUAACGAAUGUUCUACUAGAACGCUGCAUAAACAUUAAUCAUGUAAUUCCCUUAAAUGAUGUUUAUUUAUUUAUGUUCUACGGAAAACUAAAGAAAAACAUUAAUAAUUGUGAGAAGUUUUCAACAGAACAAAUAAAAGAAAACUUUGAAAAAAGGAAAAA
Molecule: messenger RNA, 2415 nt
Organism: Clunio marinus
Lineage: Eukaryota; Metazoa; Arthropoda; Insecta; Diptera; Chironomidae
Source: the annotation of a GenBank genome assembly